AUGCUCUCGCGGUCGAGAACGGCAUUCGUUACGCUAGUCUUUUUGAUCGCCCUUAUUUGCUUCUUAUGGCGAACAACCCUCCACGAAAGUAUCAGUCAUGUCACCACCCUCAAGACGCCCGCCGACCAUCCAGGAGAAGAUGUAGGAGAAACUGAGAAGACCUUUGACUCCGAGUUUCCCUCCGCUCCACUCACCACGUGUCCAGAGUCGGCGGAAUGGCUCCGCGAGCUCGAGGGCGUGGAAGACCUUCGCUGGCCACUGCGAUACUCUCGUCGAGAUGUCAUUGUCCGCGAAAUACCGGACCUCGACCGCAAAUCUAUCACCAAGAUUUCCGGCUCCCUGCUCCCAAGAUUUCAAGAAAUCGCUUCUCCCGCCGCAUCCUUAUUGGCGCCAAAAUCCUGUGAGCCACCGAUCCAUCUGGACGUUCCCCCAUUUCCCAGACACAUCGAUGCCUCACAUAUUCUUCUCGGUCUUGGAACGAACCUUGAUCGUCUUUCGCAGUCUUUGACUUUCUUCCAGCGCUGGGCUUCCCGAGCCUCCAUUCGGCUCCUGAUUAUCGUCACACCUAACAACGAGGGCGUUGCCGCCACAUCGACGCAAAUAUCUGAAAUGGAGUUGCGGAUGCGAGGGCUAGGUAUUGACGCCAACUUGAUCCCACCUCUCGAGAAGAAAGGCGAGAACAUCCACCACUACCUCUCACUCAUCAAACUUCUAUGGAAACACCGAGACGAGCACACUCAAUGGUUCGGCUUUGUAGAUGACGACACAUUCUUCACCUCCGUAUCCAGUCUAGUCUCUCGCCUGUCAGAGUUUGAUCCCAAGAAACUCUGGUAUCUGGGGGCCGUAAGUGAGGAGUGGUGGACAGUCUGCCAAUACGGAUUUCUGGCCAUGGGCGGAGGUGGCAUCUUCCUCUCAGCACCACUACUGGAGAUUUUGGAGGGAGAGUACGAGGAUUGUAAGAAAAUUGCCAAACGCAUUUUCGGCGACCACAGACUCUACGAAUGCAUAGCUCACACCACCGACGUGCGACUCACCCAAUUCGACGGGCUGUACCAGAUGGACCUGCACGGUGACCGCUCCGGCGUCUUCGAGAGUGGCCGCCAAAUCAUCUCCCAGCACCACUGGAAAGAGGGGUAUUGGUCCGAAAACGGCGCAGGGGCGGACAUGAUCCGCCAUUCUCGCUGGUUCCCCAUGGACGCUAUGUCACUCGUCCAAGAUGUCUGCGGGGAAAACUGCUUCCUGCAGCGGUGGAUGUUCGGCAAAGACACAGUAUUGACGAAUGGGUACAGUAUUGCGGUGUAUCCGAAAGGACACGCGAGGGAUAUUGUGUGGCGCGACAUGGAGAAGACGUGGGCGACAAGCGGCGAGGUUGAUGGGAGUCUGAAUCCGGGGUAUGAUCAUUACUUGGGCCCGUUGCGGGAUGCGUUGAAGUUAGAGGAGGAGAAAGUGCAUUAUAGAUUUCUGGACGCGAAGGUCGUGCCUGGGGGAGGGGUGAGGCAGUACUAUCGGAGAUUUGGGCAAGAUAAAAGGUUGGAUGAGCUGGUGGAAUUAGUUUGGACAUUUGAAGGGGAUGUGAAUGGCACGGUGAGGUGA
This is a messenger RNA of Bacidia gigantensis, 1593 nucleotides long. RefSeq lists its product as uncharacterized. NCBI's taxonomy places the organism in Eukaryota, Fungi, Ascomycota, Lecanoromycetes, Lecanorales, Ramalinaceae. The record is from RefSeq and is a predicted model, not a curated record. Gene Ontology annotation, molecular function: acetylglucosaminyltransferase activity. Bases 1 to 1593 code for a protein of 530 amino acids. The transcript has a single exon.